Scheffersomyces coipomensis is the source of this 977-nucleotide messenger RNA. RefSeq lists its product as uncharacterized. The record is from RefSeq and is a predicted model, not a curated record. Gene Ontology annotation, biological process: chromosome segregation. Gene Ontology annotation, cellular component: Ndc80 complex. The transcript has a single exon. Bases 103 to 792 code for a protein of 229 amino acids. NCBI's taxonomy places the organism in Eukaryota, Fungi, Ascomycota, Pichiomycetes, Serinales, Debaryomycetaceae.
ACACAAAAACGGUUAUUUUGAAAACUGAGAAAAAUAUCAAAACUUCAGAAAUCAAAACAACACUAUGAAGUAGAAAUUAAUAUCAUACAUCAACACAUUACAAUGGCCUAUCAAUCAUCAUUUGAAGAGUACGACGCGUUACAACUACGUAUGAAUGAGUUCGUCAAUAUAGUGGAAUCAAAAUUAACAGAAAAGAGAGGUAAUCUACUAAAUGAUAAACAGAAUCAUUAUAUCAAAUUAAAUGAUUUAAAAUCACAAGAAAUCAAAUUACAACUGGAUAUUAAUAAUCUCAUUACAAAACAGGAUAAGACUAAGAAUCAGUUGAAUGAAUCGAUAGAUAAUUUACAAUCACAACGGGUGAAAAUCGAUGAAUUAAUCAAACAACAAGAACUUCUACUUAAUACUAAACAACAACUCACUAAUGACAUAAAUCAUAUAAAUCAUAAUCUAACCCAAAUCAAUAAUGAAUUAAAUAAAUCACAACGAACCCUUUCUGAUCAAUUAAAUCAAAACUUACAAGAAUUAUUGAAAUAUGAGAUUUAUCUCGGUAUAAAGAUUCAAGUGUUAAAUAUUGAUUUAAUCAAUUUCAUCUUCACAAAUAUCGAUCCUAAUAAUUAUAAUCGAGAAUUCUCUAUUGAAUUGAUUAUAAAUGAUGAUAAUUAUAAGAUUGGUAAUGUUAAACCGGUUUUAUCCCUUGAUAAAGUGAAAUUAUUAGAAUCAGAAUUCAAUGAUCAUAAAGAAUUAGUCAAAUUUUUAAAGACAACUCGGAAUUUAUUCAAAGAUUUAGUAUGAAUGAUGGUUCUUUAUACUUGUAGAUUAGUUAAAUAUGUAUUAAUAUAAACCAAAGGUAGAUUUAAAUCAGGUAUUAAUUAUAAAAUUGUAGUCACGAGGUAGAAACACAUACCCGGAAUUCAUUUACGAUUCCAGAAUCGAAUUUUUUAACUAUGAGAUGCACGUGAUAUAUUUGAACAGUUUCG